UGCUGCUGUCGCCAAAACCAGAAGCAAAACUGUCCUUGGAGGCUCCCCAGAAUUCAUUUUAUACUGUUGAAGAGGCGUCUUCUUAAUUGAACAUGGCCGUAGCAACUUUGAUCAGCAAGCGUCUGAAGGACGUGCCAGGCAAAUUAAAGGUUGCGGAACUCUUCUUCGAGGUUCCCGUUGACUACCGCCGCCCAAAGGAUGCAACCAUCAGGCUCUUUGCGCGGAGCGUACAGCGACGUUCAUCCUCCGCUGAAAUUGAGCCUGAAGAGAGGAAAUUGCCAUGGGUGGUGUAUCUCCAAGGCGGACCCGGAAUGGGAUGCUCCCAACCCCAAGAUAUUGGCUGGGUUGGUCCCUUUUUAGAUAAAGGAUACCAGGUGCUACUUCUAGAUCAACGGGGAACGGGUUUAAGUUCCCCGAUCACAGCGGCGACUCUGGCCCUGCAGGGGAACGCUGUCAAGCAGGCUGAGUAUCUGCGGAGCUUUCGAGCAGACAGCAUUGUCCAAGACUGCGAAGCUGUACGCAUGUGUUUGACUGCGGACUACCCGUUGGAAAGGCAGAAAUGGAGUGUCCUAGGACAAAGUUUUGGAGGUUUCUGCGCUGUUACCUAUCUUUCGAAAUUCCCCCAAGGAUUGAGAGAGGUGUUCACUACGGGCGGACUUCCACCCUUGGUGACAAAUCCCGAACCCGUACUCGAAAAGACAUACGGGAAACUUCAAGAGCGCAACAAGGCAUAUUAUGGGAAAUUCCCUGAGGACAAGGAGAGAGUACAGACAAUUCUACGCCAUCUAGAACAGAACGAUGUCAAAGUGCCUGAUGGCGGUGCUCUUACCCCAGAGAGAUUCCUGUCUCUGGGAAUUUCUCUUGGCAUGCGAGGAGGGCUUGAUUACGUCCAUGACAUUGUCCUCAGGUGCUCCAAUGAUCUCGAGGUGUUUGGCUUCCUCACACGGCCGACAAUCUCUUUGGUUGACAGUGGUAGUACUUUUGACAACAGCAUUAUCUAUGCCGUCCUCCACGAGGCCAUCUAUUGCCAGGGGGCUGCUUCGAAUUGGUGUGCCGAUAGGGUGAUUCAGAAACUGUCCAGUUUCCGAAGCCGAGGAAAUCCAGAAGGGAUAUUCUUCACAGGAGAGAUGGUUUACAAGAAUCUCUUCGAGACAUCUACCGAAUUAAAACAGAUUAAAGAGGCCGCUGACAUCGUUGCCUCGUACGAUGACUGGCCAGAAUUAUACGACAAAGAACAGCUGGCAAACAAUGAAGUCCCGGUAUACUCAGCCACAUACGUUGAUGACAUGUACGUGCAUUAUGAUUUCGCGAGAGAGACAGCUGCGUCAAUUAAGGGGUGCAAGAACUUUAUCACCAAUACCAUGUACCACAACGCUCUGCGGGCCAACGUGGAGGAGCUUCUCAAGCAACUAUUUGCCAUGCGGGAUGAUACAAUAGACUAGCAGUUUAGAUGCAUCCCAUGUACGACAGAAAAAUGCGUCUGUAACCGUAUGAUUGAUCAUAAUGGAAGAUUUCCUUGCGAUGGACGUGUAGCUGGGAGGGUGUUAGUCAGAUAUAUCUCUCGCAACAUCCACCAGUCGUAAUUUUCGCGAGUCUCUUGGAUGGAAUUGCGCCACUUUGGCUUUGACAAGGAAUCUUGAUACAGCAGAAUCCUUUUCAAGCUCGAUAUAGGAUGAAGUUGAUGCUGCAUCCAAUAGCCUGUCAAUCAAGGCGUGAAACUCCGCUGCCGAAGCAUCCCUUCUAUUGUUGACCGUCGAAGCUGGCCCCUCAACACCGCUAGCUCGACGGCGAACAAGGUCAUCAAUCCGCUGCUGCCUCGAAUCCGCAUCAUCUACAUGCUUUGUUUUGGGCUUCUUCUCCUUGCCAUGAGCUGUAUACCCAGCUUCAAGUGUGCUGUCGGAGAUAUCGACCUGGUCACCCACCACGGGUCCACCCAGAUCUUCAGCUGCCAACAUGGAAGCAAGGUGCUCGUCAACAAAACUCUUCAAUGCAACCUUUAACUCGGCCGUCCUUCUGUCGAGCUCUGUUUCUCUGUUUCGCUCCUUCUGAAUCAGCUCCUUGGCGAGUUGUGAGGGUUUCUUCUUCUUCCUCGCUUCUUGUUGUUGCUGGGUUUGCACGGCCUCCAACCUUCUUCGCAAUUCUGCUGUAAUCAUUCGCGCAUCCCGGAGAUUUGCUUCUUCCGUGUUCAAUCGCUCGCGGUUCGCGACGAGAUCUUGCGUGACGGCGGAGAUGCUGGCUUUGAGCUCUCGAAUCAACCGGAUGGAAUCCCGGAAUACCAAAAGGCCACUGAGAGGGGAGCCAGGUGCGGGCAGCUCUGGUUGUUUGGCAGUGAGAGAUCGGUAGGCAGCAGCAGCUCGACGAGUUUGCGCAAGGCGGGUCGCGGGGUCUAGAUCUGGUCGAGGGAGAUCGAGAGGACUCCUUGCUCGCAG
This is a messenger RNA of Coccidioides immitis RS, 2429 nucleotides long. RefSeq names its product prolyl peptidase. The coding region runs from base 93 to 1442 and encodes 449 amino acids. The record is from RefSeq and is a predicted model, not a curated record. Gene Ontology annotation, molecular function: peptidase activity. The transcript has 9 exons. Gene Ontology annotation, biological process: proteolysis. NCBI's taxonomy places the organism in Eukaryota, Fungi, Ascomycota, Eurotiomycetes, Onygenales, Onygenaceae.